GUUUUAGCUAGUGAAAAUCCAUUUACAAAGAAAUGGGUCGUUUUCUCUCGAAAUUUAAAUCUAUUUGUGAGUUCUGUAAAACAGAGACCCCGACUAAAAUUCUUUUACUGGGAUUAGAUGAAGCUGGUAAGUCGACAAUUUUGUAUAAAAUCAAAUUCAAAAACAUAUGUUUAACAACAAUUCCAACUAUUGGACAUAAUGAAGAAACUCUGAAACCUAUAAAAGGAAUUACAUUUAAUGUGGUGGAAGUUGGAGGGCAUGUCAAAGUUAGACCACUGUGGAGGCACUAUUGCCAGAAUACUGAAGGAUUGAUAUAUGUCGUAGACAGUAGUGAUAGAGAGAGAAUCGCUGAAUCUCAGAAGGAACUGUUUGACAUUCUUGAUAUUGAUGAGAUGAGAGGGGUACCUGUUAUCGUAAUGGCUAACAAACAAGAUGUACCUGGUGCAAUGAAAACAACAGAAAUUUCCAAUUUGAUGAGUUUGCAUAAGAUUACAUCCAGAGAAUGGUUCAUCCAAGCAACAUGCGCAGCAAAUGGAGAUGGAAUAUACGAAUCCAUGUUAAAAAUGGAUAACAUGGUCAAGGAAAACAAAGAGGUCUCAAACUAAAUUCGUAGGGAAAAACUUUGAGAUAGCAAACAAAAAUAAAGAUUUGUA
Messenger RNA from Saccostrea echinata, 653 nucleotides. RefSeq lists its product as uncharacterized. The record is from RefSeq and is a predicted model, not a curated record. The coding region runs from base 33 to 605 and encodes 190 amino acids. Gene Ontology annotation, biological process: intracellular protein transport; vesicle-mediated transport. Lineage: Eukaryota; Metazoa; Mollusca; Bivalvia; Ostreida; Ostreidae. Gene Ontology annotation, cellular component: cytoplasm; plasma membrane. The transcript is spliced from 4 exons. Gene Ontology annotation, molecular function: GTPase activity; GTP binding.